Messenger RNA from Thamnophis elegans (Western terrestrial garter snake), 4572 nucleotides. Its product is annotated as ataxin-7-like protein 3. The transcript is spliced from 13 exons. Bases 386 to 1411 code for a protein of 341 amino acids. Gene Ontology annotation, cellular component: SAGA complex; DUBm complex. Gene Ontology annotation, biological process: positive regulation of DNA-templated transcription; regulation of transcription by RNA polymerase II. NCBI's taxonomy places the organism in Eukaryota, Metazoa, Chordata, Lepidosauria, Squamata, Natricidae. Gene Ontology annotation, molecular function: transcription coactivator activity. The record is from RefSeq and is a predicted model, not a curated record.
CUCUCUCUCUCUCUCUCUCUCUCUCUCUCUCUACCCCCCCUCCUUCUUCCUUUCCCUUCCUAUUGCUACCGCCAGUGUUGGAACCGCUGUAAAAGAAAAGGAGGUGGAUGCGCUAGGCCGGACUGACUUAUCCGUCCGUCCGUCUUUUCUUUCUCCUGCCAGGGACCUUGCGCUGAGCUGGGACCCGGUGAGGAGCGGGCAUGGCUGCUUCGCCUGGGGCUCGGCAGGCCGCCUGGGGAGCAGCCACGGACCAUCAACGGGAAGGUGGUCGGUUGUGAGACUUCUCUUCCUUUUCCUGCCCCAUGUGUGGAGGGGCACCCCUUUCCAUUUCAGCCUCGCCUCUACUAUGUUGCAUUUUCAGCAUCUUUUCUGAUAGCUGUUGCAAAUGAAAAUGGAGGAAAUGACUUUGUCGGGCCUGGAUAACAGCAAGUUAGAGGCUUUGGCUCAUGAUAUUUAUACUGACUUGAUUGAUGAUGCUUGUCUGGGCUUGUGCUUUGAGGUACACCGUGCUGUCAAAUGUGGAUACUUCUUUCUGGAUGAUACAGAUCCUGAUAGUAUGAAGGACUUCGAAAUUGUGGAUCAACCAGGACUGGAUAUUUUUGGUCAGGUAUAUAACCAGUGGAAGACUAAGGAGUGUGUGUGCCCAAACUGUAGCCGAAGCAUUGCUGCCUCCCGCUUCGCCCCACACUUGGAGAAGUGCCUUGGUAUGGGUCGGAACAGCAGCCGCAUUGCCAAUAGGAGGAUAGCAAGUAGUAAUAACAUGAAUAAAUCUGAGAGUGAUCAAGAGGACAAUGAUGACAUAAAUGAUAAUGACUGGUCAUAUGGAUCUGAGAAGAAAGCAAAGAAGAGGAAAUCAGAUAAGAAUCCCAAUUCUCCCCGACGAUCCAAGUCCCUGAAACAUAAAAAUGGGGAGCUGAGUGGUAGCUCAGACCCAUUUAAGUAUAACAAUUCUGCUGGAAUCAACUAUGAAACUCUGGGCCCUGAGGAGCUCCGUAGUUUGCUAACUACACAAUGUGGGGUGAUCUCUGAACAUACCAAGAAGAUGUGUACACGAUCUCUUCGCUGCCCCCAGCACACUGAUGAACAGCGGAGGUCAGUCAGGAUCUACCUCCUAGGAUCCUCUGGCUCACUUCCUGAAACAGAAAGCAGUGUAGAAAAUGAUAACUUUGAUGUGGGAGAGAGUCAAGCUCUCAUGAGUCGGCUUCAGUGGGAUGGGUCUUCAGAUAUCUCUCCCUCUGAUUCAGCUUCGUCAAAAGCAAGUACAAACAACUCUGAAUCUCGAAAAACCAAAAAGAAGAAACCACACAUGAGCUUGGUAGGAGGUGCUCCAGGAAUGAGCUCCAGUAAAAAGAAACUGAAGUCUAAACCACUUGCCCCUCCUACUCCCAGCCUCUAUGAUGACAUAAAUUGAAUAAUACUGGAAUGAGAAAAACAAGGAGGGCAUCCAGAGAUCUGUUCUAGUUUCUUUCUGACCCAGAUCAGGAGACAGGUCUGGCUGGUAUCCUCUCAAGUGGUCCCUUGUGGAUACCCUUUACAUGAAUUAACUGUGAAGAUAGAUGGCUGCAUGUGUCCAUUGCCCUCCUCUCAAGCCUCCUACACACAUGGCAUAGCCAUAUGCCCACCAGAUAUAUAAUGAAAUACUAGGACUGCUUUGGGGCGAGUGAGCUCCACUUCUGGGAAAAGGGGAUGGUGGUGAUUUGAGGAAGGCCUUCAAGGCGGGAUGCACCUCCAUCAAUCAGGGAGGAAUUGGUAUCUCUCCUUCUUCCCAAUUCAAUUUGUCUAUUUAUUGUGAUGUUAGUGGUUGUUCAAUCAUGACUAUAUAUAUGGUGGCAUCAUAUUUGCUUAGCAUUGCUAAAGAUUGAAUUGGCAGGUCUGAGAGGCAUAUAUGUGUAUAAACCUGCCUAUGCUCUUUUGUUGAUUUUAAAGGGUACAGCAGAAAGAAGCGGAAUCAGUGCCUACUCUUUUGUCUACUUAAGUGUCUACUCUAGUGGCCUCUUUGAGAAGUAGCACAAGAUCAGCCUCUUCCUCUCUGAGGUUUUUGCCUUGUUCAGCUAUCCUAACAUGCUGAAAUAGGCAGAGAGGGUUGAACAGAUGUUGCUGUUGUCACUAUUGUUUCUUUCCUGACACUAUGCUUCUUCACCAGUAGCAUCCCUAAAAUCUUGUACAAAACAACAUUAAGAACCUGGGGCUGCAUUCUUCCUGAUAGAUGGAUAUCAGGAAGCUGGUGAAACAGUUAACUUCCUUACUUGUGCUUGGAUAAAAUAUCUAUCGAAUCUUGAUAAGCCAAUACUCCAAGAGAUGCAUUACUUUAUACACGUUAAUACACAUUUUAAAACAUCUCUGACAAUUGGCUGUAAAUCUGAGUUACUGAAUUUUGAAACAGCCCUCUUUAACAUCUCAUUGAAUCCAGGCAAGGAAAUUGUGCUCUGACCUGCUAGCUAUGAUUAAUUUCUCUUUAACUUCAUAUGUUUAAAAUACUAAAACUGUGCUGGAAUAUUAGGGGCAAAAUCAAGAAAGUGAUAAUGUGAUGGGAGGGAGAAUAUAUGCUCUUUUUUUAGAUUUAUGGUUUUUUCCCCUUCACCCCCCAAAAUAUAUUUUCCCUCCAUUCCUGCUCCGUUUUAGUCUUUUUACAGACAACUGUUGUUUUAAAUCUAGUGCCAUAAAUCAUGAUGGUCUGAUGAUUGUAUAGAUAGAUGCUAGAAAUUGUAGUACUACUUCUAGGGAAUAUUGCCUCUGCUUUUUGCCUCCUCUUCCUGAAACUUUACAAUGUGGACAACAAGUACACAGAAGCCAUGUAACCAAUUCAAAAUGUGUGCUCUCUCUUAUUCCAAAAGUGCACAUACAAAAAAGAUCUUUUGUUGUAUCUACCAAUGAGUCUAAUUUACUGAAGCUUAGCUGUUUUUUUCCUAAUGUGAGAAUGUUUGUAGCUAAUUUCGACAGUAGUAAAGGAUCCAAAUUGCUAAUAAUUGCUUGAGACCGUUGCCUGGAUUGAGGUGGCUGACAACUUUCUUUUGCUUCAUUUCCCCCUCUCUAAUCCUAGCAACUAAAAAAAGUCCUUGUUCAAAAUAUGGCAGAGAGAAACUCCAUGUUUUCCACUGUUAAAAUCCAUAGCUCAAUUGCAUCAAGGAAUGCUCUCUGAAAAAUCCCCACCAAUUGUCCUGAAGUGAAAAGCUUUCAGGACAUGCAGUACUGUUUACGAGAAGAAUCUCGAAGGGACUGCCAAGUUCUUUCUUCCUUCCCAGAGUUCCACAUACUUUUCCGGUGCUGUUACUUAUGGGGGCAAAUUUUGUUUACCAUAGUGCUUGUGUUAAGGCAUAGAUGCUAGAUCAGUUGCUGCUUCUGUUCCUGGCUGGAGGAUAUAUGAAUGUUCCAGAUUGCUUCAAGUGUAGAAAUAGCAGACAUAGGAAGUCAACAUUACUGAGGUUGGUCUUCUUUACUUGCCAUUAUAUACUUGGGCAAAAAGUAUGUUGCCUAGGGAGUAUCCUGGGACCAAGAUGGGCCUUCUUGAAAGAUCUUGCUGGACAGUGGCAGAAAACCUAGUUUUGUGGUGCUUUAUGUUAAACAAGGAAAACCUGUUUGCAGGAAUCUUGAUCUUUUCCCGUCAUCUGAUCACAAUCUACAAAGCAUUACUCCUGUAUUGCCUAGACUGGGGAUCCCCAACCCUCAGUCCGUGGACCGGCACCAGUCUGUGGCAUGCCACCAACCGGGCCAUGCAAGCAAGCUAAAUCCCAUCCGCAGAAUGCAGGCAGCAUGGAAAACCACACUCCCUCUUUUCCUUUCUCCAUGGAACUGGUCCCUGGUGCCCAAAUGUUUGGGGGCCACUUGCCUAGAUUUCAUAUUUAGCUAAUACUUUUAAAUACAUGACUCAGUAUUCUAUGAGAGCUGUGUAUGUAUGGAUCAGACAAUUGCUUCACACCUCCUUGUAAUGUAGCUAUUUGAUGUGAAAUGAAUCUUUCCAAGGGAGGUGGGAAAAGCAGGAAGUUGCUGCUGUUCACUGCCUGAUAACAAGUAGCUACAUAGUUAAAUUAUGUAUCAUCAAAAUGCUGACUAACUUUACACUAUUGCAGCAAUGUAAAGAUAGCCAGUGUGAAAGAAUAAGAAUAGAUCCUUGUUUGUUUUCCAUAACUGCAACUCAAGUUUUUGGGAUCAUGUUUCAGGCAACUUUGGAAGUAUAAACUUUGGGGACUUUUGAAUAUUAUUAAUUUAGCAAGAGAGAGGACAGAGGUCAUUUUAUAUAUGGCUCUGCACCUGCACCUAUUAUUUUUUAAGGUAGGCCUGUUUCACUUGAAGAAAAAAAACCCUGUAUUCUAUCAUGGAUUAAUGAGAGUUUUUUAAUUUGUUGAUGAUGUAUAAACUGCACCUAUGUGAUAUUUUUGAACAUGUGCAGAAAUCACUGAAGAAAGUACUGUACUGUGGUCUUUGAUUUUUUUUAAAAAGUUAUAUCUCUAUAAUCUCAGCCUGUAAAGGUAGCUAGAUGUUAAAAAAAACACUGUCAAAUCUGUAUUUUUUUCUUCCCAUUCAUGGAUUGUGAAAUGCUUGUGUAAAUAAACGGUAACUCUGCUUGGUACUGGU